AUGACCAGUCAGUCGCAAGGGAUCCAGCAGCUGCUUCAGGCGGAGAAGUGGGCCACCGAGAAGGUGCCCAAGGCCCGUAAGCGAAAGAACCGAAGGCUGAAGCAGGACAAAGCAACCCAGGAGAAGAUGACCAACCUCCAGACCUAUUUUUGGCAGAACAGAGAUGAAGUCUUGGAUAACCUCUUGGCCUCUGUCUGUGACAUCCGGCCAGAAAUCCAUGAAAACUACCGCACAAAUGGAUAGGAGAGGAAGAAAGAAGCACCUUUUCCAUGGAUUGGCAUUUUAGAUGCCUUCAUGGAAUAUGAAGCUUUAGCAAAGCUCAAGUUACAUUCUUAAGAAAAGGUGUUAAAUUAUUUUUGUAUGUUAUAUAGUAGGUCCCUUCACUUUUUGGAGAGUAGCAAAUCUAGCUUC
Messenger RNA from Galeopterus variegatus (Sunda flying lemur), 411 nucleotides. RefSeq names its product V-type proton ATPase subunit G 1-like. The record is from RefSeq and is a predicted model, not a curated record. Gene Ontology annotation, biological process: proton transmembrane transport. Gene Ontology annotation, molecular function: proton-transporting ATPase activity, rotational mechanism. Gene Ontology annotation, cellular component: vacuolar proton-transporting V-type ATPase complex. The coding region runs from base 1 to 243 and encodes 80 amino acids. The transcript has 2 exons. NCBI's taxonomy places the organism in Eukaryota, Metazoa, Chordata, Mammalia, Dermoptera, Cynocephalidae.